CGAUCGCUUGUUUUUCUCGGAUUAACUUCUUCUGCGGAGAGGCCACGAUGCAGGGGGCGCAGAAGUUGAUGAACGUCUUCGUGACGCGGCGGAUACCGCACGAAGGAAUGAAGAUCCUCAGCCAGUGUGGCACGUGUAAGGUGUCGCUCUGGGACUCCGACGAGCCCAUUCCGCGCUCCGAGCUGCUGCAGAGAGUGUCCGGCGCGCACGGGCUGCUCUGCCUCUUAUCGGAGCGCAUCGACGCCGAAGUGCUGGACGCGGCAGGGCCAAACUUGAAGGUGAUCAGCACAUUAUCAGUGGGGUUUGACCAUCUAGCCAUAGAUGAAAUCAAGAAACGAGGGAUCCGUGUGGGCUACACCCCAGACGUCCUGACGGACGCCACAGCGGAGCUGACCAUGGCUCUGCUGCUGGCUACUGCCCGGCGCAUCCCCGAGGGCGUGGAAGAGGUCAAAAGUGGCGGGUGGAGAAGUUGGAAAUCGCUGUGGCUGUGUGGCUAUGGUCUGUCCGGCAGCACCGUCGGUGUCAUCGGUCUUGGCCGUAUCGGAAUGGCCAUCGCUCGCCGGGUGAAGCCUUUUGGGGUUCGAAAGCUGUUGUAUUCAGGACGGACGGCUAAACCGCAGGCUGCGGAGGUGGAGGGGGAGUUUGUGCCCCUGGACCAACUGGUGUCAGACAGUGACUUCAUCAUCGUGUCCUGCUCCCUGACCCCCGAGACUCAGGGAUUGUGUAACAAGGCGCUUUUCAGCAAGAUGAAGAAGACCGCAGUCUUUAUUAACACCAGCAGAGGUGCAGUGGUGAACCAGGAGGACCUUUACGAAGCCCUGUCCAGCGGGCAGAUCGCGGCGGCCGGUCUGGACGUCACCACCCCCGAGCCCCUGCCCACCGAUCACCCCCUGCUGACACUGAAGAACUGCGUGAUCCUUCCCCAUAUUGGCAGCGCCACCUACUCCACCAGGGGCAUCAUGUCUGAGCUGGCUGCCAAUAAUCUGCUCGCUGGGUUGUCUGGGACAGCCAUGCCAAGCGAGCUCGUCCUUUAGGUUCACAGCUAGCUUCUGUUUCGAAGGUUAAGGGGUUUAGUCGACAACACAAUGCACUAUGUCUCCAUGUUGCUGUGCGGGAAUCUCACUGUAGGUGUGUGAGCUACGGAACUUGAGUAAUUUUUGUUGGAGAGAUAUGAGAAUAGGUGUUAACUCUAGAGUGUUAAAACACUAGUUUGCAUAUCUUUUAGUCAGGAUUAUCAUUAAAGAAGACUAAAACUACAAGAAAAUAUUUUUGUAAAAUGAAGUAAGAUACAACAAAAGAAAAUCCUGAUUCAGAUGAAAGCUAUAAAUACUGCUUCCGAAUCACCUGAAACGUUUCCGCAAAAAUAGUGAUUUUGUUUGUUUUUAAUGAAAAUUCCUAAUACUUGGAACAUUGCUCCCGUUUUGAUUACAUUAGUACACAAUGUCCUACAUUUGUACCAUGUAUAUUCAUCUAGGGUUCCAUAAAGACACAUAAAAUGUCAGAUAUUCAAAUACAAUUACUAAAACUAAAAGAUAUAAAAAAUAGAAAUAUAUUUAAAAAUAGAAACUAAUAAAACCACAUUAACAACUAACUAAAACUAAACUGGAUUCCAAAUGAAAAUUGAAGAGAGAAACCUAAAAUCUAAAUUGGAAAGAAUCAAGAUUAUAAAGAGACUGCUUUCAGCACAAGGACUAAAUUAACACUCCAAGACUGAACCAUUUCACUCCUCCUCGUGUGCACUGUAGAAGUCCUUUUUGUGUUUUAUCGACUGGAAAUGUUUUAGUAUGACCUGGUAAGUUUCCAUCAAAGUAGGGGCCAGACCACACGUAGGGGCCAGACCACACUCCGGAGUCCCAGUAAACCAUCGGCUUUCGGUGGCAGAGAAAACGUUGAUGGUUCUGCUGUUAGCAUUUCUGACUUGCUGUAUUAUGCAGAACUGUCCCCUGCGUGUGGUCUGUCCCCUACGGGUGGUCAUGCUGUAACUGGUGCUGAGCUCUGUAAACCUCACUGAGCCGAAUACUCUCUCUUGUGCCUUAUCUUCACGCUCCUCCACGUGAUCAUGUUUCAUGCUGAUUAAAGGUUACUUCCUCUCCUUGA
Brienomyrus brachyistius is the source of this 2097-nucleotide messenger RNA. It is a transcript of the gene grhpra, whose product is annotated as glyoxylate reductase/hydroxypyruvate reductase a. NCBI's taxonomy places the organism in Eukaryota, Metazoa, Chordata, Actinopteri, Osteoglossiformes, Mormyridae. The record is from RefSeq and is a predicted model, not a curated record. The transcript is spliced from 9 exons. Gene Ontology annotation, molecular function: NAD binding; hydroxypyruvate reductase (NADH) activity; hydroxypyruvate reductase [NAD(P)H] activity. Gene Ontology annotation, cellular component: cytosol. Bases 48 to 1034 code for a protein of 328 amino acids.